AUGGCGGACGCUGGAGAGUCUUCUGCUGGUGCUGCAAGCCAAGGGAGGGGGAGGGGGAGGGGUAAGUCUCGCGGUGGUCUUGGGAAGUACCUUCGCGCCCGCGGACGAGGGCGUGGCAUGGGCCGCCCAGCACAAUUUGGCACCCGUCUUUUGUUGGAGGGUGAAGGUGCGGAACAGUUAACGGAGGAAGAGCAAGCGGAACGCGCGCAAGAGUUGGCGCAGAAGUAUAGUCGGCGCAGCCUUGGUACUAAUGCUGAUCGGUAUAAAGAAGAGGAGGUCGAGCUGGAUUCGGAUGGCGAGCCUGUUGUCGAGCCAGAGGUCGAUCUGAGUGCGUUCCUGGAGAAACAGAAGAUAUCAGACGAUGCGGGGCCACUUCUGAGUGCCAUAGAAAAGAAAGAUUACGACGACGACGACGUCGAUACAUCGCUAGCGCACAUCACUUCCAAACCAACAUACACCGCUUCUCAAGCAGUAUCGAAGAAGGGGAAAGUAGAGCAAAUCGUUUGGGACGAAGAGCUCGAUGAAAUGAGUCGAGAGAAGAAGGCCGCCGAAGCGACGUGGGACCUGAAAAACCGGUUUAGAGCAAAGUCAUUCAAGCUACGAGCGAAGCCUGCUGUGCCAUCGUCAUCAACACGAACACGAAAGCAAGAAUACCAGGAGGCACCUGCUUUGCCUUUACCAGAAGGCACCCAAGUGAAACCCAAAACGCAACUCGAAGAAAUGGAAGAGUUCCUUGACGACCUGCUUCCGUGA
Messenger RNA from Psilocybe cubensis, 753 nucleotides. RefSeq lists its product as uncharacterized. Lineage: Eukaryota; Fungi; Basidiomycota; Agaricomycetes; Agaricales; Agrocybaceae. The coding region runs from base 1 to 753 and encodes 250 amino acids. The record is from RefSeq and is a predicted model, not a curated record. The transcript has 4 exons.